AGUUUGGGAGCAUCCUGACGUCUUCUCGGAGCACAAAGUGAAAACGCAUCUCCUCCUCCUCCUCCUCCUCCUCACACGUUACGAUGCCCACACGGAUCCACAAGGACAGGCUUUAAUCAUCUCUGACGCCUUCAGGGACUUUUAUUUUUUAUUUUUUUCCUGCUCCUUUGAUUUUUAAUGUGGACGGGAAUCUCUUUUGUCCGCGGGAUACCGAUGGCCACCACCGCCGCCACCGUCCUCAGCAUCAGCAUCACCUCCACCGAAGGGCCGUCGGGCCAGCCUGGACGGCCGGGAUUCAACCAGCACACCUAGCAGGUCGCUCCACUGUUGAGAAAUCCCACGUCGGACCGAGUUGCCUUAACUGACCUCUGACCUCUGGCGGAGGGGUCGUGACCACCAGGACUCGUUUGUAUUCAAGCCUUCAGCUCCGGCCUCAUCAUGAAGAAGCAGAGAGUCGACGACACUGACUGAUGAUCCUGAAACCAAAACCUGCCGCCGCCAAACAACCAUGACCGAGCUCAGGAGGAGGAGGGAGCUGCCAGACGCUCGACGGGAAGACAAUUAGGACAAAAAGGAUGUGAAUUCUGUCUUUUCUUCAUCAACCCACACAUGACUGAUAUUUUCUGAUCGCCUGAGACGGACUGAACAUUUCGAUCGAUGACCAAAGUGCAGGGACUUCCAGCUUCUGAGGAGCCGACAAUGUAGAAGAAGACAGCGCAGACGAUUGUCCAUUCACUUUGUUUCUCGUUUCUUCUUGUCCAAAAUAAACCCAGCAGUGACGGUGCCGUGAACUCUACAGCGUCCAUAAAGACGACCAUGAUUGUCUCUUACUGACACGACACCUGUGAACUGUUUGUCUUUUUGUAAACGUGACAUCAAAGACGUCACAAACGCAGACAGCAAAUAAGAUUGUGUCACAGGUAAAAAAGGGCAAACACUCGUUUUUCUAACACAAACUGAUGAUUGAAACAACUGAGCCACUAAAGACUCAACAACUAAACUAAACUGAUCAUUUGGAACUACGUCUUCGAAUUUCAUACAACCACCUGGACACAAAAACAGACUCACCUGUUGAUCCUGUCAACCGUCAGGUGGUACAGGUACAUACAUCACCAUGACACACCUACACGCCGGCCUGAGCUCCGAGACGACGGAGAAAGCUCGUUUGGAGCUGAACGAAAACCCGGACACUCUGCACCAGGACAUCCAGCAGGUGCGGGACAUGAUCGUGACGCGGCCCGACAUCGGUUUCCUGCGGACGGACGACGACUUCAUCCUCCGCUUCCUGAGAGCCAGGAAGUUCGACCAGGUGGAGACGUUCAGGCUGCUGGCCCAGUACUUCCAGUUCAGGCAGCAGAACCUCGACAUGUUCCAGAGCUUCAAGGUGGAUGACCCUGGUAUUAAGCGAGCGCUGAUGGACGGUUUCCCGGGCGUGUUGGAGACUCCAGAUCAACAUGGUCGAAAAAUCCUGAUCCUGUUCGCCUCCAACUGGGACCAGAGCAGGAACUCGUUCACAGACAUCCUGCGGGCGAUCCUGCUCUCUCUGGAGGUCCUGAUAGAAAACCCGGAGCUGCAGAUCAACGGCUUCAUCCUCAUCAUCGACUGGAGCAACUUCUCCUUCAAACAGGCGUCGAAGCUCACGCCCAACAUCCUGAAGCUGGCUAUCGAAGGCCUUCAGGACAGUUUUCCCGCUCGCUUCGGAGGAAUCCAUUUUGUGAACCAGCCGUGGUACAUUCACGCCAUGUACACCAUCAUCAAACCCUUCCUCAAGGACAAGACCAGGAAGAGGAUCUUCCUCCACGGUAACAACCUGAACUCGCUCCACCAGCUCAUCCAGCCCGAGUGUUUGCCGUCGGAGUUCGGCGGGACGCUGCCGCCGUACGACAUGGGCAUCUGGGCGCGAACGCUGCUGGGACCCGACUACAACGACGAGACGGAGUACACGCUGACGUACGACGCGCUGCACGUCAGGGAGAACUGUGGAGGAGGAGGAGACAAGGAGAUGAUGAAGAGGUCUCAGUCGGCCGUUGAACCAGGAACUCUCCGACAAACCGACAGAGAGACCAGCACGCCGCUACUGGCCCUGGACUGAACACACACACACACACACACACACACACACACACACACACACAAAGAGUAACACACAUAUUCACACACUAAGAUCUGUGACACACUUCUUAAAGACAAGAACAAACUACAACGUCCACUUUGACACACACACUCACACCGACACACACUCACAUGUUGGUCUUUCUAUUGUUGUGAGGACACUCACUGACAUAAUGAAUUCCCUCGUCCGUAAACCUGACACAACCUCAGAAAGACAUGCCCACACACACACACACAGACACACACACACACACACAGACACACACACACACACACACACACACACACACAGUCUGCCCUGUGUCUGAGCCGUCCAAUGCCUCCCAGCUGAGCCUCUCUCUCCUGAUGUCCACGGCGGUGACGACACCCUGAGGUGUCUGUGCGUCAUCGCCGAGCGUCGUUGACUCUGUCAGAAACGAGCGGGAAUGUGACGCCGUGACGUUUCUGUGAACUGUGACCCCAGAUUCAAAUGUGAUGAAACUUUAUUUAACCCUCAGACUGUGGAAGAAGACGUUAAAUCAAAACAAUCAAAUCAGUGAGUCAAUAAGAAUCAGAGCCGGUUGCACCAACGAAGAUUCAUUUAAACUCAGAUUAAGUUUAUUAAGUUUAAUCAUAGUUUAUUAAAUCUUGCUCUGUAACUGCUGGACGACUUACGGUCAUAAUUGUUCUGCUAAUUCAUUUAUUUUAGAUUUCAAUUUGUGAGAAAGAUCAAACAAAAUGUGAUUUAAUCCAGGUUUAAAUAACAGAGCAUUUAUCUUGAGCUGUGAGUCUAAAUCUGAAGGCUUCCUCACCAGUCUGAAUUCUUUACGGAGGAUUUCCCCCAACGAAUGAUUCAAGAACCUAAAAUGUUUUUGUCUCCUUUUGGACUUUAUGAUGUGACAGAAAUAAAUGUGACGGAGGCGGGAACAUUGAGGACGAUGCAGAGGAAGCUUCACUUUGGUAGAAAAAUAAAUAAAUUCCACUUCCACAAUAAUCACGACAAGUUAGACCGACUUCGCACAAAGAUUUAAAAAAUAAAAGCACCGCGUUCGUCUCCACAGGAAACCACUGACGCUGUAACCGGAUGAAAACAUGCAUGAAGACGUGAAACACUGUUUGUUCUACCAGGGUGAAAUCCUCGUAUCGUGCUGUGAAGAGACCACAGGAAGCCAAACUCUCACCUUUAACCUCUCCUGCAGUGAAGGGAAAGAUUGUUUUUAUUGAGUUUAACUUAUUUGAAGAUUGUAUAUUAUUGCUAUAGUAUUAUUACACUGCAAAAAAAAAAAAAAGAAAGAGUGUCACGCUUGGCCGGUCUUAUCCCGAGAUAAUUAAAGUGAAAUUAUCUUCACAUCCUGCAGAAGAAAAGAAUUUGAUUUAAAAUCAUAUUUGAAAAUCUGCAGGUUGAUAAUUUCACUUCAAAUAUAUCUGGACAGAUUAUUUGUAAAAACUCAGAGCGACUCGCCGAGUUUGUGCCGAUUUUUUUUUUUGCAGUGUUUGACUCAUCAUCAGGGCUACACACUGAUCUCCACUCGACUGUAAUGUAAUGUAUUUCCUUUCAAUGAAUGUAUAGAAGUAAACAUUUACACCAA
Seriola aureovittata is the source of this 3680-nucleotide messenger RNA. Its product is annotated as clavesin-1-like. The transcript has 8 exons. Gene Ontology annotation, molecular function: phosphatidylinositol bisphosphate binding. Gene Ontology annotation, cellular component: membrane. The coding region runs from base 1115 to 2092 and encodes 325 amino acids. The record is from RefSeq and is a predicted model, not a curated record. Lineage: Eukaryota; Metazoa; Chordata; Actinopteri; Carangiformes; Carangidae.